Molecule: messenger RNA, 1368 nt
Organism: Nasonia vitripennis (jewel wasp)
Lineage: Eukaryota; Metazoa; Arthropoda; Insecta; Hymenoptera; Pteromalidae
Exons: 1
Coding region: 1-1368 (455 amino acids)
Biological process (GO): deoxyribonucleotide biosynthetic process
Cellular component (GO): cytosol
Molecular function (GO): ribonucleoside-diphosphate reductase activity, thioredoxin disulfide as acceptor
Source: RefSeq, a predicted model, not a curated record
AUGGCAUUUUUACAUUCUCACUCGACGGAAUGCAUGUCCAGCGAGCUGGAUCUUUUCACGCUACCAGCCACUCAAACGUCAAUUGAAAGCAGCAGCUUUAUGCAUUAUAAGCCUGUGUCGUCUCUUAGCGACGAUGUCGACGCACCAUUGGAAUUCGUCGUGCCGGCAGGUAGCGAACAUUACUUUGAUCUGGCUCACACCAUGCUUCAUGUUCAAGCUAAAAUCGUACCCGCUGACGAGGCUACGGCAACGACCGAAGACCUUAAAGUCGGACCGAUCAACAAUUUCAUGCAUUCAAUGUUCAAUCAGAUUGACGUUUUUUUCAAUCAGAAAAUUGUUUCGCCGCCUAAUAACGCCUAUCCUUACAGAGCGUACAUCGAGACGCUUCUCAACUACGCUCCGGCUGCUAAAGACUCACAUCUUACAGCGAGUCUGUGGUACGACGACACGAGCGGUGGUUUCGAUUCACCAGCUAAUGCGGUGAGCACUGCCACAGCACCUAUUAUCGUGAACAAAGGGCUGGAAAAUCGCAAAUAUUUUACACAGAAUCGACGAUACUUUGACAUGAUUGGACAUUUGCAUCACGACCUCUUUAAUCAGGAUAAAAUAAAUAAAAUGCUGAUUAAUGGCGUAGAAAUGCGCGUACGUCUAGUGAGGAGUAAGGAUGCUUUUUGUCUGAUGGACGCGACAGCCGAUGGAAAAUUCAAACUCAGCAUCAAAGAAGCUACACUCAUAGUUCGCAGAGUAAAAAUCAGUCCUGGAGUUUUACUGGCUCAUGCGCAAGCGUUAUCGAAAACCACGGCUAAAUAUCCCAUAACGAGAGUCGAAGUUAAGUCGUUUACUCUUCACUCGGGAAUAUUGGGCGAUUCGAUCGACAACGUUAUACACGGUCAGCUGCCGAAGAGAAUAAUCUGGGGUUUUGUGGAGAACAAAGCAUUCAACGGAAACCGCGCGUUAAACCCUUUUAAUUUUCAACACUUCUCUAUAAAUUAUAUUUCUCUCUACGUCGACGGUGUACAAAUUCCAAGCAAACCUUUGCAGCCACGUUUCACGGGUCUCGACAAACUCUACAUUGACGCUUUUCAAACUCUUUACACGGGCACAGGCGUGCAUUUUCUCAACGAAGGUUUUGGCAUCAAUCGCUACAACUAUUACAAAGGCAAUUUUUUGACGGCCUUCGAUCUCACUCCUGAUUUAUCGGCACACUGUGCCACACAUUGGAAUCUCGUGCGCUCGGGUAGCAUACGCAUAGAGGUGAGAUUUGAGACGGCUCUCCUCACUGCUAUCAACUGUAUCGUUUACGCAGAGUACGACAACGUUCUGGAAAUCGACUCUAACCGCCAAAUCAUAACGGAUUUUAGCGCUUGA